This is a messenger RNA of Syngnathus typhle (broad-nosed pipefish), 1511 nucleotides long. RefSeq names its product carbonic anhydrase XVb (gene ca15b). The coding region runs from base 60 to 1022 and encodes 320 amino acids. The record is from RefSeq and is a predicted model, not a curated record. Gene Ontology annotation, molecular function: carbonate dehydratase activity; zinc ion binding. Lineage: Eukaryota; Metazoa; Chordata; Actinopteri; Syngnathiformes; Syngnathidae. The transcript is spliced from 9 exons. Gene Ontology annotation, cellular component: plasma membrane.
CAGAGCAUAUAAGAAGGACAGGUAAAGUAUUCUUGAGAGCACACACAGGUGACUUCAAGAUGAAGUGGUUGGUCGUUGUCGUGGCUGUCGGCAUCCUUGUGGCGGAUGUUUAUUGUGCUGAUGAUACAAUUCCCUGGUGUUAUCACAACGCAAGUUGCAAUGAUCUCACAUGGCCUGUUAUCGCUACGGAGUUCUGCAACGGGACCCGCCAGUCGCCAAUCAACAUCGUGACCACGGAUGUCGCAAUGAACGACAGCCUGACAGAUUUCGCCUUCACAAACUUCAACAAUCCUAACAUUCUGACCGAUAUGACCAACACUGGCAAAACCGUCAAAGUGAACUUCGCGUCAGGAGUGCAGAUUUCAGGGGGAGGUCUUCCCGAAGCUUACGACAGCCUGCAGUUCCACUUGCACUGGGGCAACGGCAGCACCGUACCUGGAUCCGAGCACACCGUUAACGGAGUGCAGUUCCCCAUGGAGUUCCACAUUGUCAGUAUCAAGUCCAGCUUCAACGGGAACACAACUCUGGCCGUCAACGACUCCAUAGGAGCUGCUGCGCUUGGCUUCCUCAUUGAGGUUUUGCCGAACACUACUGAUGAACCUGCCAGUUGGAAAACUCUCACCGACUACCUCGAGAACAUCACGUUGGCAGGCCAGACCGUCAACUUGACUGCAGGACUCUCACUGGACGAUUUGCUACCUGGAGUGGAUCGCACUCAAUAUUAUCGAUAUCUCGGCUCGCUUACCACGCCAAACUGUUUUGAAGCCGUGGUAUGGACUGUGUUUAAGGACACUGUUAAAAUCAGCUCAAACUUGAUUGACAAAUUCAGCACAAUGCUGCAUAUCGGCAAUGAAACCUCCUCAGAAAUCAUGGUGAACGUGUUCAGGAGGGUUCAGCCGGCACAGCCCGUCACGACUCGUUCUUCGGGUUCAGACGACGACGAUGAUUCCAGCGACGCUACCAGAACAUGUCUUUCCCUGGGACUGCUGGUUCUCAGCUUGGUACUUGGGUGGAGUUACUAAUUCAUUUACGAUCAGAGAAACCAGUUUGUGAACUUGCCUUCUCCGACAUGUUUUUUUCCACUCUGCGUGUAAGCUAAUCGAUAAUAGGAAUGACACUAAACUGAAUGUCCAAUUACUUUUGUAUGUUUUGAUGAAGGAAGUCCAUAUAAGGUCAAAUGUAAUUCCGGGAUAUAAUUUACAACCGUUUUACUGGUAGCUAGCACUGUUACGUUGAUUGGGAUCAACUUUCCCACGGACUGCACGACUUGCACACGUAGCCGAACUUUUUACUCAAUGUGAAUCUGUGCACCGAUACAGAAAUUUAUGACGGUUAUAAAAAAAAAAAAAAGAAACUUGAUGAGUAAAUUACACGCUUGUUAAUGAAGUCAAAUCACAAUGAAUUACUGCACUUUGUUAUAUUUUGCUAAAUUGAUCAUGACUCCAAUUGUCGAUAAAUAAAUAAUAAAAAAAUGACAGAAAAAUAAUAAAAAAUAUUCCAAAUUUAAAAAA